Molecule: messenger RNA, 713 nt
Organism: Hylaeus volcanicus
Lineage: Eukaryota; Metazoa; Arthropoda; Insecta; Hymenoptera; Colletidae
Gene: RpL18A
Product: 60S ribosomal protein L18a
Exons: 3
Coding region: 100-633 (177 amino acids)
Biological process (GO): translation
Cellular component (GO): ribosome; cytosolic large ribosomal subunit
Molecular function (GO): structural constituent of ribosome
Source: RefSeq, a predicted model, not a curated record
UAUUCGAAGUCCUUCGAAAAUUAAAUGGCUUCAUUUCCGACUUACGCGAACGCAGCGUGAUCUUUUUCCGGUUUAUCGCGGUAUAGUACGCACGGCACAAUGAAGGCUAAGGGUGAACUAAAGGAAUUCGAAGUCAUCGGUCGUAAAUUGCCGACCGAAAAAGAAAAGACUACACCUUUAUAUAAAAUGAGAAUUUUUGCUCCCGAUGCUAUUGUUGCUAAAUCAAGGUUUUGGUAUUUCUUGCGUCAGCUGAAAAAGUUCAAGAAAUCUACUGGAGAAAUUGUAUCUCUCAAACAGAUUUCAGAGAAGACUCCAACUAAAAUCAAGAACUUUGGAAUUUGGUUGAGAUACGAUUCAAGGUCUGGAACUCACAACAUGUACAGAGAGUACAGAGACCUUUCUGUCAGCGGUGCUGUAACACAGUGUUACAGGGAUAUGGGAGCUCGUCACCGUGCUCGUGCUCACUCUAUCCAAAUUAUCAAAGUUGAAGUUGUUAAGGCAGCAAAUUGUCGAAGACCUCAGGUCAAACAAUUCCACGAUUCCAAAAUCAGAUUCCCAUUACCAAAACGUAUCCAUCAUAAGAAUCGUAUGCCCCUCUUUAGCGUUCGAAAACCACGUACCUAUUUCCUUUAAAUACUUUUAACUUAGUGUUUUGUACAUUAACACUAAAUAUAUACUAUUCUAAAGGAAAUAAAAGGACGUUUCUUCUAUUA